AUGUCGGCCGCCAAAUCGCGCUGGGCCGACGACGACCCCGAAGCAGACGCUCUGAUAGCCCAGCGCAAACGCGAGAAGGAGGAAAAACGACGCGCCAAGGCGGAGAAACAGCGCCAGCAGGAGGAAGCCAGCAAAGCAACUGCCGAGGCUCAAACACGCAAUGGGGACUCAGGGCCUCCGAAGAAGCGGAGGAGAUUAUCGAAUGAUCCCGAUGCACCUGACGCGGCAGAAGAGGCCAAGAGCGAAGAGCAGAAGAAGGUGUCGAGCCUUUUGCGCUUCCCCGUUGCGGAAUGGGGACCCUGUCGGCAUGUUGACAACUUUGAACGAUUGAAUCAUAUCGAGGAGGGGUCUUAUGGAUGGGUUUCCAGGGCGAAGGAUAUUAAUACCGGGGAGGUGGUCGCGUUGAAGAGAUUGAAGCUCGAGAGCUCGCCGGACGGGUUCCCGGUGACGGGCUUGCGGGAGAUUCAGACAUUGAUGGAGGCUCGACAUCCGAAUGUCGUUUAUCUGCGAGAGGUGGUUAUGGGCACCAAGAUGGACGACGUCUUCCUGGUAAUGGAUUUCUUCGAACACGACCUAAAAACCCUCCUCGACGAAAUGCGCGAGCCCUUCCUCCCCUCCGAAAUCAAAACCCUCCUCCUACAAGUCGUGGGCGGCCUCGAAUUCCUGCACUCCCAAUGGAUAAUGCACCGCGACCUCAAAACCUCCAACCUCCUCAUGAACAACCGGGGCGAAAUCAAGCUCGCAGACUUCGGCAUGGCCCGCUACUACGGCGACCCGCCCCCAAACCUAACCCAACUUGUCGUAACAUUGUGGUACCGCUCGCCAGAACUCCUCCUCGGCGCAACCAAAUACGGCACCGAAAUCGACAUGUGGAGUAUCGGGUGUAUCUUCGGCGAACUCCUCACCAAAGAACCCCUGCUACAGGGCAAGAAUGAGGUAGACCAGGUAUCGAAGAUCUUCGCGCUGACCGGGCCGCCAAAUUCACAAAUUUGGCCGGGUUUCCGCUCGUUGCCGAAUGCGAAGUCGCUACGUCUCCCGUCCUCGUCUGCGCCUUCGGGAGGAGGUCUCCCGCUUCUGCCCCGUUCAAGAUUCCCCUACUUGACGAACGCGGGUCUAAAUCUUCUGUCUGGAUUAUUGGCGCUGAAUCCGGUCUCGCGCCCGACAGCGCAGGAAUGUCUUGCGCAUCCGUAUUUCAAAGAGGAUCCCCGCCCCAAACCGAAGGAGAUGUUCCCGACUUUCCCUUCCAAGGCGGGAAUGGAAAGGAGGAGGCCGAGGCAUACGCCCGUGGCGCCGAAGAGAGGGCAGGAAGCACCCCAGCUGGACUUUGCGGGUGUUUUUGGAGGUGCGCAGGGGGGAGAUUCGGGCGAGGCUGGGGCAGGCUUUGCGCUUCGGUUGGGCUAA
Molecule: messenger RNA, 1401 nt
Organism: Penicillium argentinense
Lineage: Eukaryota; Fungi; Ascomycota; Eurotiomycetes; Eurotiales; Aspergillaceae
Exons: 2
Coding region: 1-1401 (466 amino acids)
Biological process (GO): protein phosphorylation; regulation of mitotic cell cycle
Cellular component (GO): nucleus
Molecular function (GO): ATP binding; cyclin-dependent protein serine/threonine kinase activity
Source: RefSeq, a predicted model, not a curated record